AUGAAUAUUGCUUGCACAAUAUGCUUGGAUCGUUUUUUUCUUUCAUCAAUUAUAUCAGCGUCACCAUGUGGUCAUUUAUUUCAUGAUAAAUGUUUGGAUCGAUGGCUUGUCGACGAACGAAAAAAAACUUGUCCACAAUGUCGUACACCAAUUACACCAAAACAAGUUUUAAAAAAACUUUAUUUAAUGGAACCACUGUGUCAAACACAAUUACCAUCUAGUAGUCAUGAUUCUUCUGAUCUUUUAAAUCAGCUGGAUGCACAAGAGACAAAAAUACUCGAAUGCGAACAACGUUGUCGGAAAGCAUUGAGUGAUUUGCAAAAGAGUGAAGAAAGGCGACAGGCAUUUGAAAAUGAUGCCGUUUCAUUACGAAAACAAUUCAGUGAACAAUCAAAUAAACAUCAGCGAACAAUAAAUGAACGAGAUGCUAAAAUUAAUAUGUUACUCGAACAAUACAAACAUAUUGAUUUAUCGAAUAAAAAAGAUGAACAAAUAAAAUCAUUGCAAGCAAAACUAACUGAGUAUCGAAAUAUUGAGUUAAUUUAUAAAGGUCUUGCAAGUACUUUUAAAACAGAAUUACAAAAAAUGGUUGGCUCUUGUCAAACAAUACAAGAUAAAGACCGUGUCAUGGAAGAAUUAAUACGUUAUAAUGUUAUUCUUAAAGAGGAACAUUGUAAAAUGUCAGAUGACAAACAAGAUUUAAUAAGAAAUUUAGAUCGGAUAACUGCGCAAUGUGAAAAAAUGCAAUUAGAAAAACGACAAGUUAUUAAACGACAAUCGAAUGCAACAGAUAAUUCUAAACAAGAAUUAGCAUCUGUUCGUCAACAACUAGAAUCUUAUCAAUCUCGCAUUAAUCAAUUAGAAUCACUUUUGCUUCGUACUGCUUCGCCCGAUACUCGUUCUCUAGUUCGACGUGUUCUUCAUGAAAGUCCAUUCCCAGAUAGUGUUACACAAAAAGUUCGCGUACGACUGGAUGAACCUUCAAAAUCAAAUCCUAUUCCUUUGACUGAUGAUGAAAGUUCAAAAGAUGAUGAAAUCGAUUCAAAUAUGAUCGAUCUUACUAAUGUUCCCGAACAAUCUUCAUCACUACCAUUUUCUACACAACAAUUCUCAACAGCAACAUCAGCUAUUGAUAUUCUGCAUUCAAUCAUACAGGAAACAUCAUCAAGUCUUGAUUUGCCAACAAUGAAAAAAAUGAAAGUCAGAAAAUUAGAUGAUGAUGUUGAAGAAAACGAUGAUUAUCUUGUUCGUCCAUUCGUACGAAAUGAAAAUAAUUUUCAAAGAUCUUUUAAUAAAUUUGGUGGACACUCAAUACCAAUUACUCGACGUAUUAGUAGUACAACAUUCAAAUCAAAACCUAAAUCAACUAAAUUGAAACGUAUUCCAACAAAAAAUAAUCACAAAAUUACAACAUUCUUUGAUUUAAAUUGA
Molecule: messenger RNA, 1431 nt
Organism: Rotaria socialis
Lineage: Eukaryota; Metazoa; Rotifera; Eurotatoria; Philodinida; Philodinidae
Source: the annotation of a GenBank genome assembly